UGCCAGGUGGUGCCUUGGGUUCCAGGCUGAGCCCAUAACCCCGAUAACCUUCUGCCUGCGCACAUACCUGCCCCUCACUCCACCCCAUCCCUGCUUUGCUAUCAGGGAGGGGGCACAGGGCCAGACAGACCCACAGGACUUUGGCUCCAUCUCUACAAAAGGGCCUUCUGUGAGUCAGCCUGCUCCCCUCCAGGCUUGCUCCUCCCCAACCCAGCUCCUGUUUCCAAUGCACGUACAGCCCGUACACUCAUACCGUGUCCAGGACACCCCACAGUCAGCCACAUGGCUCCCCUGUGCCCCAGCCCCUGGCUCCCCAUGCUGAUCCCGGCCCCUGCCCCAGGCCCAGCUGUACAGCUGCUGCUGUUACUGCUUCUCCUGCUUCCUGCCCAUCCUUGGAGCACGCAGGGGGCUCCCACCACGGGAGGAGAUUCGUCUGGGGAAGAUGAUCCACUGGGUGAGGAGGACCUGCCCAGUGAAGAGGACCCACCUGGAGAGGAGGACCCAUCUGGAAUGAAGACUGAACCAGGAGAAGAGGAUUCUCUGAAGUCAGAGGAUCUACCUACUGCUGAGGCUCCCAGGGAUACUCAGGGAGCCCAGAAUAAUGCCCACAGAGACAAAAAAGGGGAUGACCACAGUCAUUGGCGCUAUGGAGGCCCCCCGCCAUGGCCGCAGGUGUCCCCAGCCUGCGCAGGCCGCUUCCAAUCCCCAGUAGACAUCCGCCCGGAGCUCACCGCCUUUUGCCCCGCCCUGCGACCCCUAGAACUCCUUGGCUUUGAGCUCCGGCCACUCCCAGAACUGCGCCUGCUCAACAAUGGCCACACGGUGCAGCUGAGUCUGCCUCCCGGGCUGGAGAUGGCCCUGGGCCCCGGGCAGGAGUAUCGGGCCCUGCAGUUGCAUCUGCACUGGGGGGCUGCGGGUCGCCCGGGCUCGGAGCACACGGUUGGCGGUCACCGUUUCCCUGCCGAGAUCCACGUGGUUCACCUCAGCACUGCAUUUGCCAAUGUUGACGAGGCCUUGGGGCGCCCGGGGGGCUUGGCCGUGUUGGCUGCCUUUCUGCAGGAAGGUCCAGAAGAGAACAGCGCCUACGAACAGUUGCUGUCACAUUUGGGAGAAAUUGCUGAGGAAGACUCAGAGACCUGGGUCCCAGGACUGGACGUAUCUGCACUGCUGCCCUCUGACCUCAGCCGCUACUUCCGAUAUGAGGGGUCUCUCACCACACCCCCCUGUGCCCAGGGAGUCAUCUGGACUGUGUUCAACCAGACAGUAAAGCUGAGUGCUAAGCAGCUCCACACCCUCUCUGACUCCCUGUGGGGACCUGACGACUCUCGGCUCCAGCUGAACUUCCGAGCGACACAGCCUUUGAAUGGGCGAAUAAUUGAGGCUUCCUUCCCUGUCGGAGUGGACAGCAGCCCUAAGACCUUUGAGCCAGUCCACCUGAAUUCCUGUCUCGCUGCUGGUGACAUCCUGGCCCUGGUUUUUGGCCUCCUCUUUGCUGUUACCGGCAUUGCCUUCCUUGUGCAAAUGAGAAGGCAGCAAAGACACCCAAGUGGGACCAAAGGGAAUGUUAGCUACCACCCAGCAGAAGUCACUGAGACUGUUGCCUAGAGGCAUGCAACUUGGAGAAUGUGCAGAGAAGCCAGCCAGAGGAAUCUGAGGGGGAGCUGGAGACUUUGUCCUGCCUAUUACACUACUUCCUUUUUAAAUCUCCAAAGAUAUUUUUAAAAUAAACAUUUCUAAUAAAAUAUGUGGGAGGCACUCUUGUUCCCCAAAUCAAAA
Messenger RNA from Camelus dromedarius (Arabian camel), 1776 nucleotides. RefSeq names its product carbonic anhydrase 9 (gene CA9). Gene Ontology annotation, molecular function: zinc ion binding; carbonate dehydratase activity. Bases 283 to 1605 code for a protein of 440 amino acids. Gene Ontology annotation, biological process: one-carbon metabolic process. Gene Ontology annotation, cellular component: plasma membrane. The record is from RefSeq and is a predicted model, not a curated record. NCBI's taxonomy places the organism in Eukaryota, Metazoa, Chordata, Mammalia, Artiodactyla, Camelidae. The transcript has 11 exons.